Messenger RNA from Physcomitrium patens, 2775 nucleotides. RefSeq names its product U-box domain-containing protein 1. Gene Ontology annotation, biological process: protein ubiquitination; cell surface receptor signaling pathway. Gene Ontology annotation, molecular function: ubiquitin-protein transferase activity; protein binding. NCBI's taxonomy places the organism in Eukaryota, Viridiplantae, Streptophyta, Bryopsida, Funariales, Funariaceae. The record is from RefSeq and is a predicted model, not a curated record.
UCUUGGUCUUGCGCGGUGCAUGUAGCUCGCCGAAUUACGAGCUUUUUGGGGUGGGUCGCUAAUCUGUCAUCUUUCUAUGUAGUGCUCAGAAUUGGUCGAAUUCCGGAAGUCAGCUUCGUGUCUGAUCAGGACUUGGCUCGUAAUUUCGCGUCGCAGACGAAGUUUGGGUGAGAACGGGUUGUGGGUUUUGUGUUUGUUUGUUUGUUUGUUUGUUUGUUUUUGUUUUGUUUUGUUUUGUUUUUUUUUCUGGGGUGUGGAUUGGCUUUAGACUAGGGUUUCGUUACAGAGUCGAGGGAAUUUUUCGUGGAUCGGUGUUGGUGGGUUUCUCGUAGUGGUGGGUUUUUUCGUGUGUAUUGUUUCAGGGUGUGUCUUGGUUGAUAGUUAUGAUGUCGCUGAGGUCGUAGUACCUUGAUGAAUUGGGGAAGACGCAAGUAGUGGUGGAGGAAGAGUAGGAUCACGAGAGUAUGGCUCAAAGCUCACAGCGUGGAGCGGGGUUGCAACGGAGAGAGGGAGUAAUGGCGGACAUUUCGCCCCCACCUGCAAGCCUGUUGUCUAAGGCGCUUGUCAAUUCGUUGGUGUCGUUGACGCAGCAGGUUGCUAGUUGCGACAGGCCCCAGGUUUGCCAGAAGCGGAAUGCAGCAAAUCUUGCACGCAGAAUCAGGCUCUUGUCCCCAUUGUUUGAGGAGAUACGUGAUACAAAUCCGCCGAUGCCUCCGUCUGCGCUAAUCGCAUUCCGGGACAUCUACCAUGUGAUGACGAAGACGAAGGAGUUGUUGGAUGAUUGCCGGGAAUCUAGUGUCUUCUUGUUGGUGUUUAGGAACAAAUCUACUUCGGAUAAGUUCCAUGAAAUUACGGGGGAUUUGGCCUCUGCUCUAGAAAUGCUACCGUUGGGUCUUCUUGAGAUCUCUGACGAAGUCCGAGAACAGGUGGAGCUGGUUAAGAUGCAGGUUCUUCGAGCAAAGCUUAUCGUGGAUGCAGCGGAGGGUGCUCUUGCGGAGGAGGUGAUCGAGCUUUUAGCCCAAUUCGAGAGAAAAGAGGAGCCUGACGCUACCCAACUUCAAAACCUGUUUGCGAGGUUGGAGUUAAAAAAUGCGAGAGACUGCGAGAAGGAGGUUCAGCGGCUGGAGUCAGAAUUGGAUUCCGUUGAUUACACUGACCAAACACUCGCUUCUGUGACUAAUCUUAUAGUAUUUGUACGUUACGGGAAGUGUGUCCUGUAUGGAGUGACGGAGAUGGAAGAUGGAUCUAUCGGACCACGACACUCAUCUGGCGAGGGUGAUGGUGAGGUUUCUUCGAGUGGAAGAAGUGAUGCAGUCGUUAAUCCUCCUGAUGAGUUUCGCUGCCCCAUCUCCCUCGACCUCAUGCGCGAUCCAGUAAUUGUUGCCACUGGACAAACGUAUGACCGCGUCUCAAUUUCAAAGUGGAUCGAGGCAGGUCACCCUACAUGCCCAAAGAGUGGGCAAAAGCUUGGGCAUGUGAAUUUGAUCCCUAACUAUGCACUUCGGAGCCUAAUCUCGCAAUGGUGUGAAGAUUACCAUAUUCCAUUUGACAAGCCUGAGAAUGGUUCUAAAGGCUUCGCAGGAAACAACCAGGGAGCGACCUCUAAGGCCGCCCUUGAAGCAACCAAAAUGACGGCGUCUUUUUUGGUUGGGAAGCUGGCCACAGGUUCUCCCGAGGUACAAAAACAGGUUGCAUACGAGUUGCGAUUGCUUGCUAAAUGUGGCACGGACAACAGAAUGUGUAUAGCGGAGGCAGGGGCAAUCCCUUACCUUGUGACACUCCUUUCUUCAAAGGAUCCGAAGGCACAAGAAAACGCUGUCACCGCGCUUCUUAACCUCUCAAUUUAUGACAACAACAAAUCGUUGAUAAUCGUUGCCGGUGCUCUAGACCCCAUCAUAGAAGUUCUUAGAUUCGGAGGAAGCAUGGAAUCGAGAGAAAAUGCUGCGGCAACACUUUUCUCCUUGUCUGUGGUGGAUGAGUACAAAAUCGUUAUUGGCAAGAGACCAGCUGCCAUUCCUGCCCUGGUGGCGCUUCUUAGGGAUGGUACGCCGAGGCGAGGGAAGAAAGAUGCAGCCUCUGCCCUCUUUAACCUUGCUGUGUAUCAUGGCAACAAGUCCUCUAUUGUAGAAUCCGGCGCUGUCACUAUCCUGGUUUCUCUCCUUGGUGAAGAAGAGAAUGGCAUCGCUGAUGAUGCAUUGAUGGUCUUAGCUCUCGUAGCAGGAUCAACCGAGGGUCUUACAGCCAUCGCAGAAGCGUCUGCGAUUCCGAUCUUAGUUAGGAUGCUUAGGGUGGGCACUCCCAAGGGCAGAGAGAAUGCAAUUGCUGUUUUACUGGCGCUCUGCAGGAAUGGGGGAGAACGAAUCAUUUCCGCCGUCAUGCAGGUCAACACUGCGGUUCCUUCAUUAUAUUCGCUGCUCACAAUGGGCACUCCACGGGCGAAGCGCAAAGCAAGCUCCCUACUGAAGCUUCUUCAUAAAAGGGAGCCGGUUGACCGUCAUCAUCCCCCGCAGAGUACCCACUUCUUAUCUUCUAGUCAUUUCAGGCAGGCAGCAACCAGGCAAUAAUCUGAUUUGUUUGGCAAAAUUAAUUAUCAGGAGAUACAAAAUUUGAGAGCGAAGAGUAAUAUCUUGGCCUUAUCUUACAGCAGUAUGUGUGCUGCCCUGUACGAUAUUAGCUCCUUGUACUUGCUACUUUUGGGGCUGUUGAUGGAGCACAUUCGCAAGGACGUUCGCUGACCAAACCCUCGUAAACUUUCAAUUUUAAUUUUUUUUUGUA